GCUACGACCAUCGUUGCUGUCGUCUGCUCUUGUGCUCCCUUUGUCGUCGUCGUCGACGACGUCGUCGUCGUCCCGUACGUCACCUUCCUCCGUGCUAUCCGUCUACGUUGACCACGAGGCCGUGUCGCGGGUGAUCGCUAGAAAAUAUCGGACAGUUUCAGUGAAGUGCCGAGGAGGAGGUGGUCACUCGAAGAUGGAGAUCGAGGCGAAGCAACGUAGCCAGAAGAAUCGACGACGGGAGCGGGCGCAGCGCAUGCUGGCGCAGAGGGAGAGCCUGGCCACCGCGAAGCAACAGCAGCAGCAACAGUCGCAGCAGUCGCGGCAACGGCCGCCAAACGACGAGGAGGACAGCCACAGCGGCGAGGACGAGGACCCCGCCGGCGGCGGCCUCGGUGCCAAAACCGGUCAUCCGCGGGACGGACACUCGCGGCCGCCCAGGCCACCGCGACCCCCGAGGCCCCGCAAGAAAUCUUCCCUCGCGGCCGCCAACCAAAAGGAGCCACCCUUCGAGGAGGACAUUAUCGACGGAUUCGCUAUCCUCGCUUUCCGCACGUACGAGGAACUCGAGAGUGCAAUAAAGUUAGCCGGAAAAAAUAAUAUUAAGAAGCUGCAUACAUUAUUGUCAAUAGUGGAAGAGAAACCAAAGGUGGAUACAGGACAGAAUAACAGGCACAACGAGCACCACAUCAAAAACAAUUUCAAGCACAACCAUUACACACAUAAUUCCAUACUGACACCCUCGACAUUAAACCAGGGCCUAGAUGCAGGUACAAGUGACGAUAGUGGUAGAGCAUCUGAACAAUUGCACGGCCCUGGUAUACCUAGGGAUUGCCAGGACGCAGACAGUUCUAGGGACCAUCUCAGCGAUGCUAGCAGUCAUUGCAGUUCGGGUAAAGGUUAUAUCUGUGAUAGUGAAGGAGAAGACGAUAAGGGCUCGGAUGCCGAAUCGAUACUCUUUGAAUCUUCUACCCCACCACCUCUUGCACGUAAAUACGAAUUGCCCUCUUCUUCGCCACACGUUUUGCCACCAGCAAACGGGGCAGGCGGGUCUCCACCGGAUACGGGUGGGCAAAUUUCUAAUCCAGCAACGGAUGCUCCGGCACCUAUACCGCCUCCUGUGCCUGCGUCUGCACCAGUUCCAACAGCGCCGAGUCCUCCCAGUCCAACGUUGCCCCCACACAUAUCCCAGCCUCCUAUGACUAGUCCUUUGGCAGCGAAUCCACGUGCAAUAGCUCCGCAACAGCGGCCGGCUUCCCCUGCUCUGCCACCACCUUCCCUGUCCCAGCAGCCGCACACUACGAUACCUGCAUUGCAUCCACCUAAUGUGCCCCUCGUCUCGUCAAGUCAUACAACUAGUCCAGCGGUAGCCAGUUUAGGUGUCACGCCAGCAGCACCUUCGAAUGGAGCGGCUACCACAAGUUAUCCACCACCCAUUCCUAUAGCUGCGUAUCCGCAGACACAACCAUCGUAUCCACCGCUCUAUACUCCGUAUACCGCUUUAAAUCAUAGCCCGUACCUUCCUCCUGCGGUACCAUCCCCUUCUCAUUCUGCUUCAUCACGUGCAGAUGUGAGAGGAAGUAGAGCUUCUCCUUGUACCAACAUAAAUAAACAGACCAUAGGAAAUAACCUUCCGAAUCACAAUAAUACUCCAUUGAGUGCUGCUACUACGACAUGCGUGUCCACCAUAACUAAUACAGUUACCACGGCAAAUUCUAUCGCCCAUAGAGACAUGGUGGCCUGCAGUUUGUCUGGACGAAAUAAUAAUUCUCCACGUGGACACAGUCCUAGUCGGGAAAGAGAUAGUUACAGCAGCAACGUGAGUAGUCUAAGUCGCGGCAGCAUAACGCCUGUUAGUGUGCCAAACACCUCCUCUCCAGCCAAUUCUAGUCUACCUGCGUACACCAAGCCACAAGGUUGGAUUAGCAGCAACACAGCUUCUCAGCUAUCUCCGGCAACAGCUACAUCCGUUCCGAGGCCAACUCCACCACCGGUACCACUCGGCAUACACACAUUUCCACCGAUGUUUGCGGCACCUUUACCUCCACCUGUGUCCAGUUCAAGUCCGCAUACUUCACUGUCUUCGCUUCCACCGCCGACGACCAAUCCAAAUCCGUUUUCCGCAGAGUCUUUGUUUCAAACAAAAGGGGUGACACAUGUUGCAGGUCAGGCAGAUCUUUUGAGGAGAGAACUUGAUAAUAGAUUCUUAGCGUCUCAGGACAGAAAUGUUGGGGUUGGAGUUGGAAAUUUGGGUCCACCGGCAUACCUUCGAACAGAAAUGCAUCAUCAUCAGCAUCAGCACACGCAUGUACAUCAACAUACAACGCCGUUGCUGCCACCGGCUGCAACGACGCUUUUUCCACCUCCAAUUUUCAAGGACAUACCGAAGUUGGGAGGAGUUGAAUCACCAUUUUUUCGUGGAAAUUUAAAUCUUUCCGGUUAUUCCGGUUUUAACACUGGCCUUCUUCAUCCUGGAAUUGGUCCGCCUUCGACACCCUUUGUGCCACCUAAUCAUUUAACUUCAUUUGCGCCAAAGAAAAGUGGAAAAUGGAAUGCGAUGCAUGUACGCAUUGCGUGGGAAAUAUAUCAUCAUCAACAAAAGCAACAGGCUGAAGCUAAGGCAGGAAAUGUUGUUAGUACAAAAACUGAGUUAUUAAGACCACCAGGCCAUCUUUAUCCAGGGGGACCAGGCAGUGGUCUUGGGCUUGGUGCACCAUCGAUGGCACCUCCAUUUCCCACUAACAUGCCAUCUGCGCAUCCUGCACCACCCCCACCUCAUUCUGUCGGUUUUCUAUCUACACCAACCUCACAUUUAGGUAAUAGAGGAACAGGGAUGUCUCCUUUUGGAAGAUAUUCUUCAACGUUUGGUGCGCCAAAUCCCAAUUUUCCAAGUCUUUCAACUUUUCCGCCAAGAGAAAUGCCACCUAUGGGCGGACUCAGUUCGGUGCAUGAUCCAUGGCGAGGAUUACAACGUGCUACUACCGGAUUUCCACCGACUACUGUUUCGUGGGGUUUGAAGCCAGAACCGCCCGCGAUAGAUAGGCGCGCCGAAUUGGAGGAACGGGAGCGUGAACGCGAACGAGAAAGAGAGCGCGAGCGGGAGCGCGAACGUGCCGAACGGGAACGCGAACGUAUCAGACGCGAAAGAGAAAGGGAAAGGGAGAGAGAAGAACAACGCGAGAGAGAAAGGCGGGAACGCGAAAAAGAGGAAAAGAGGAAACAGCAGGAAGCAGCUGAACGAGAGCGAGAGAGGCGUGAUAAGGAACGCCGUGAGAUGGAAAGACGCGAGAUGGAGCGCGAAAGAUUACUUCACCAAAAUCGGCAACACAUGAUCGUUCCUCGAGAUCGUUCGCCGCUUAGGAACGGCUCGGCGCCCUUGGAUACCGGAGAAGUGCGCAUAAAAGAAGAACCACGCAGCAAAGACGACGAGAUUGUAAUGCUUCCACGACCACCGGUACCCGGCCCCGGAACGGCCGGGUCCGCGCCAGGACCAAAUCCACUGCCCGAUCCGAGAUAUCAUCCACAUCCACAUACUUAUCUCUCGAGGCAUCCGCAUAGUAUGCCGGCUUCGCAUUCUAUGCCACGAAGUAGCAUGCUUCCCAGUUUAAGCGCACAUCCAAUACAACACUUUCCACCGCCAUCCGCGCCCGCUGGUCAACCGGGAGCUCCCUGGCCGGGCGAUCCUUUCCGGGAUUACCGGUACGAUCCCCUGCAACAGUUACGAUACAAUCCAUUAAUGGCAGCGGCGGCAUUCAGAGAGGAAGAAGAACGAGCGAAACUGUACGCUGGUUAUCCUCCACCGGUGAAUGCUCUCAGAAGUAAGGAUCCUAGUCCAGGUCCGCUCAGCAAUUUGCAUAUGCAUCAUAGAGCGGGGCCCGGCCCAGGAGUGCCGACGCGUCCGCUCGAAAAUGCCAUCAUGCACGCGGAUAUUCACAAGAAGGAGGAUGGAUCGCAGUCUCGAUGAUAUAUCGUCUCAGCGUCCUCAGUUUCCGCGAGAGAACGCACUGACGGACCGACAUUCUAAGCGGCUCCAUCCUCCACUCCCCCCCCCCUCUCCUAUGACGUUCGGAACCCGGUGCUGAUAUUUUGCUAACAGAAAAGAAGCGCGUUAUCUGAAAAAAGAAAGUGUAUAUAGAUAUUAUAUAUGUAAUAUUUAUAGCUAUCUCAAGAGAGAAAGAUUACGAGAAUGCAUAGAACUAUACAAGAAAACGUAACGAAGAUGCCUUGCUAUGAUGCCACUGUACCACCGAUAACGGCAGCUAACGAAUGAUGAAUGUUUAAUGAAAAAUAGCUACGGAGGGCGCACGGCAUCGCUGAUGUGUCACAAAUAAUCAUGCUGAUGUUUUGUGAUUUCUGCAGUUUCAGUGAUCUGACUGUUUAUAGUGGUAACAAGCCGUAAUCACGACGAUAACUAUGCGUACAGAUAAAAAAAGUAUCGUGUGUAAUAUUAAAAUAGUUAUUAUAGAACGUGAGGCGAUGGUUACGUAAAAAAGAAAAAAAAAAGCAAAUCCAAGUUAGGAGAAAGAGUUGAGCGGAUCUCUAUUAUUAUUCAAAAAUUAUUUAAUUAUUUAUUUAUUGCGACGCGUAUAAACGAACUUGAAUCUCUACUGCUACUGACGUACGAAUGCGGACGUAAGAUUUGCCCCUAAUUUAAUUGAUGUAAUAUAAAAAUGAUCAAAUGUAUAAAUUUUACUUCUUAGAUUUUAAUUUGUACAUUAGAGACGGUAGAGAAAAAAAAGGAGAGGGCAUAUAAAACGGAAAGUUCUUUGGCUUUCGAUAGCACGUGCUUUUUUCAUUUGCAUGCUGACUACAAUAGCACUCUGGUGCUUUCCUGUGAUAUAAAAAGAAAAAUUAUUCAAAAGUAGUAAAUUAUUUUUUAAUUUCCUAUUGCGUAAAUCGUGACAAAUAGAGAUUUGACAAGUGCAAAUAAAUCAAAUUAUCAAGGUAAAGUUACAGCAGUUAGAAAUAUUCUUUCGAAAAACACAGGAUGACGCUUAAUAUAAUAGUAGCUUGUGCGUGCCAAAAAGUUGCUUCAAUCAAAGAAUAUGUUCAUAAAGCCCGAUUUUUCAAUACGUUUACAAGACAAACUAUGGCGAUUUUAUCUUUCUCUUUCGACUUUUCUCUCGAUUUUCAGCCAUAUACGUCGUUGUGUUACCAGAAAGCCAAUAUGAGAUCUCUUAAAAGUUCUGUGCCAUGGACCAGGUUACAUUCGAAUAUCCCUGGUGCCUAAAAAAAAAAAAAAAGAAAAAGAAAAAAGUGAACUUUGAAUAUGAUCGGAUUCUCAAACUCUAUUUCGUUUAUACUGUAAAGUCACUAUAAAACUGUAUAUUAUACAAUUAACAAUUAUACACGCAGUUUAAAAAUUGUAGAUAUUUUUCAUCGAUGCAAAGUUACAAUGUGAUGCAAUGAUUUUGUUCAUGUAGAUAUCGCGAAGUAAGAGGAUUUUGUGUGAAUAGGUUUUUUCUAAAAUUGAUUCUUUGUAAAAGAAUCUAAUAAUCAUAGUUUCUAUCAA
Messenger RNA from Formica exsecta, 5509 nucleotides. RefSeq names its product autism susceptibility gene 2 protein-like (gene tay). The record is from RefSeq and is a predicted model, not a curated record. The coding region runs from base 194 to 3961 and encodes 1255 amino acids. The transcript is spliced from 16 exons. NCBI's taxonomy places the organism in Eukaryota, Metazoa, Arthropoda, Insecta, Hymenoptera, Formicidae.